Messenger RNA from Carica papaya (papaya), 1604 nucleotides. It is a transcript of the gene DFL1, whose product is annotated as Auxin-responsive GH3 family protein. NCBI's taxonomy places the organism in Eukaryota, Viridiplantae, Streptophyta, Magnoliopsida, Brassicales, Caricaceae. The record is from RefSeq and is a predicted model, not a curated record. Gene Ontology annotation, molecular function: indole-3-acetic acid amido synthetase activity. Gene Ontology annotation, cellular component: cytoplasm.
UCUCCCAAAGCCCAAAAAACACAACUUCAUCACCACCCAAACACCUUCAUCUUCAUCUCUUCUCCUUCCUUUUUUUUUUUUACUUUUUUAGAGGAGGAAAAACAAAUAACAAAUUAAAAAUUCAAUUCAUCAUGCCUGAAGCACCAAAAACCAACUCCUAUAACCUCUCGGAGAAGAACAAGAAGAUGCUUCAAUUCAUUGAAGAUGUCACCAUAAACGCCGACGAGGUUCAGAAAAAAGUCCUCGAGGAAAUCCUUUCCCGCAAUGCUCACGUCGAGUACUUGCGGAAACAAGGCAUUUCCGGCCAAACCGAUCGAGAAACUUUUAAGAAACUCGUCCCUGUCAUUACCUACGAAGACGUUCAGCCUUACAUAAACCGCAUCGCCAAUGGCGACACCUCUCCCAUCCUCUGUUCUAAACCCAUUUCCGAGUUUCUGACCAGCUCGGGAACAUCCGGCGGGGAGAGGAAGUUGAUGCCGACGAUUGAGGAGGAGCUUGACCGAAGAUCACUGCUUUAUAGCCUGUUAAUGCCUGUGAUGAGCCAAUACGUUCCUGGCUUAGAAAAAGGCAAAGGAAUGUACUUUUAUUUCAUCAAAUCAGAAGCUAAGACACCCGGUGGUCUACUGGCUCGUCCGGUGCUCACUAGCUACUACAAAAGCUCCCAUUUUAAGGACAGGCCAUAUGACCCUUACACCAACUACACCAGCCCAAAUGAAACCAUUCUCUGCCCUGAUUCCUACCAGAGCAUGUACUCUCAACUCCUCUGCGGCCUUUGUCUCCAUAAGGAAGUUUUAAGGGUAGGUGCUGUUUUCGCUUCUGGUUUCAUCAGAGCAAUCAGGUUUCUCGAAAAACACUGGCCUCUCCUCUGUAAUGACAUUAGGACAGGUGUCCUAGACGCCCAAAUCACAGACCAGUCUGUCCGGGAAUCCGUCAUGAAGAUCCUUAAACCUGAUCCUCAGCUUGCGGAUUUCAUUGAAGGCGAGUGCAGGAAAGAGUCAUGGCAAGGGAUUAUAACCAAGCUCUGGCCUAACACCAAGUAUAUUGAAGUUAUUGUCACUGGCGCCAUGUCUCAGUACAUACCGACUCUUGAUUAUUACAGCAAUGGCUUGCCGCUUGUCUGCACCAUGUAUGCCUCGUCUGAGUGCUACUUUGGUGUCAACCUUAAACCUAUGUGCAAGCCAAGUGAAGUGGCUUAUACCCUUAUCCCCACCAUGGCUUAUUUCGAGUUCUUGCCCGUUCAGAGAAAUAAUGGAGUGACUAACUCCAUUAAUGUUCCUAAAUCACUCAAUGAGAAAGAACAGCAAGAACUUGUUGAUCUUGUUGAUGUCAAACUUGGCCAAGAAUAUGAGCUCGUUGUCACCACCUAUGCUGGGCUGUAUAGGUAUAGAGUUGGGGAUGUGCUGAGAGUGGCUGGAUUCAAGAACAAGGCGCCGCAAUUCAAUUUCAUAUGCAGGAAAAACGUGGUGCUGAGCAUUGAUUCAGACAAGACGGAUGAGGUUGAGCUGCAAAAUGCAGUGAAGAAUGCAGUGAAUCAUUUAGUACCAUUUGAUGCAACUAUAGCUGAUUACACCAGCUAUGCAGACACCAAAACAAUCCCAGGACAC